This is a messenger RNA of Symbiodinium sp. CCMP2592, 1770 nucleotides long. Lineage: Eukaryota; Dinophyceae; Suessiales; Symbiodiniaceae. The record is from the annotation of a GenBank genome assembly.
AUGCUGUUUCCGAUGUACACCAUGCCUUGUGAGCUGGUGCUCGAGAUGACGGUCAUCGAGCCCCACGAGGUGCAUAAGGCUAAGGGCGAGGUCGUCAUCUUUGAGGACAGCAUGGGGAAAGCUGUUUUCGUGUCGCACCAGUGGGCCUCACAACAGCAUCCAGAUCCCGGGUGCAAGCAGCUGACAGUUUUGCAAGGUGCUUUGAGGCGUCUUCUGCACGACGUGGGCAUCGUUCCAUUGGACUGGGUGACGGAAGUUUACGUACCUACCGCCAGACACCUGCCAGUGCAAGUUUUCAGGUCCCAGCCUUUGUUCAUUUGGUACGACUAUGUUUCAUGCCCGCAGCUGGAGCCACGGGAAGGCUUCAUCGGUGGGAGUAGUGUUGGUGAUGAUGGCAGCGAUCUUGCACAGGCUAUCAGAAGUAUUCCGGCCUACAUCGGCAAGUGCUCCUUCUUCUUUGCUCUAUGCCCUGUCCUGACCAGCCAAGAUGGAACUGGAUUGCUAACCCAAGCAAGUUGGGGUCGUCGAGGAUGGUGCCGCAUGGAGAGGGUCAUACGAGAACUUUCCUGGGAUGAUACGUGGGUCAAAAUCAAGAGCGCAAGGUCUCUGGAAGUGGUCGGUUCGGUGCUAGCAUUCGUGAACGGCUCAGUCGGCGAAGGUGAGUUCAGCAAGGAAGAGGACCGCAGGAAGUUGGCACCUAUCCUGCGGCAGGCGGUGGUGCGAAAGCUGAUGUUCUGCCUCAGUUCUAAAGACUUUGCGGCGUACCGCCGGCAUCUGAAUCUCCAGUCAUCUUACUUCCGAGGCCUGAACAUGGAGCCAAUAUCCGACAUGAUUCCUGACAUUGAGUGUAACAAGGGCAGCACAGACGUCGUCGCUAAGUUUUUGUACCAGAACGGCUUUGCAGCGGUCCGUGACAUUGACCGAGCCGGAUGGUCCCCUCUGCACUAUGCGGCACUAAACGGAGAUGCGAACAUAAUCGACGGCUUGUUGCAGCAGGGUGCCAAUCCGAACAAGCGCACAGCCCGGGAACAGCCGAAACUGGGAUGUCCACCAUGGACAUCGCCCCUAGACCUUGCUUUGCUAUUCCAGCACAACGAUGCUGCACGAUGCUUGAUCGCAGCGCGGGCCAACUUUCAGGGUGGCUUUACGACCCCUCUGAACAUGGCGAGCGUCUCAGACAAUGCCGAAGGCAUUCGUCUCCUCUGUGCAGCAGGCAUUGACCCGCUGAUGGAGGAUGUUCUUGAGGCCUCUGCAUUGCGAGGUGUGGCUACAUACGGGAGCCUUGAAGCCUUAGCAGAGCUUUCCUUACACACGAGCCAGGAACCGCUCGUCGUUUCCCGAGCGCUCUUUUUUGCCAUGGUUGGUGGGGGCGGCUCGGCCGAGAUGGUCGAGAGACUAGUUGAGUUGAGAGCAGAUGUGAACCAUCAGUACACCGUCUCGAGCAUUUGCUCGGCGUUUGGCCUGGUUGUUGCGGCGAAGACGCUGCAGUACAGGCUUGGGCGCAGAACGAUUCUCUCUUCUUUGUGUUACCACAUUUCUGGCAUGACGCCACUUAUGGCAGCUUUGAUGACAGCGCAGCAUGAGGGUGCUGCGGCCUUGAUUGCUGCUGGAGCACGCCUUGACUUGAGAAACUAUCGGAACUGGAGCACUCGAGACUUUGCCAGAGGUCAAGCGCUUCCCGACUUUCUUCUCAAGGGCUUGGAAGGAGACCCUGUGGAAUGCCAGACUGUGGCAUCGCUCGCACUCUCCGAGGGCUAUGUGGAGAUUUAG